UUUUUGCAAGAGCCUUCCUGUAGUGAAGGCUCCAACGCUCUUGCGCCUAGUCUUGUUGUUUCAGGUACCCCGUGGAGCUUUAUUCUCAGGGACAACUACAGGAACUCUGGUUUUGAGACUACACCCAUCAAGCUGAAGAAGAUCAAGAAGGGACACAAGGAGAAUAUGAUAAAACAGGAGGGAAUGUCAUGGAAAUUUUCUAUUACAGGUUGUCCUUUAAAUGUGUCAUAUAUUAGUGUUAUUCAUAUGCCUCUCGUGUGGCUUAAUUAA
Molecule: messenger RNA, 270 nt
Organism: Staurois parvus
Lineage: Eukaryota; Metazoa; Chordata; Amphibia; Anura; Ranidae
Source: the annotation of a GenBank genome assembly